GGGCGCGGAGACGGAACUGAAACCAAGCAAACACAAGCCGAAACUCGGAUUGCAGACUCGUUCGCUUGAUAAUGGGUGUCAGAUGGCAACGUCCGCGCUGAGGCGCUCCGUCUAAAGAUACAACGCCGCGCUCUCAUUGAGGGCCCGAAGCGCUGUCACAUUACAGCUAUCCCGAAGAAAACUUUGCUUGAGUAGUGAGAAAUUAUCCCUACGUCGGCUCUGUACGUUGCGCUAGAAAACGCCGACUUGUCUUCAGAAUUGUUUGGGGGCCAAUGGUAUAGUUUAUAUGACAGACGUUCGUUCAAAUCUUAACGCGAGUUUGUCGUUUGGGGAUCGCGUCGCGGCAAAGUCAAGAUGGAGUCGAUGUGUGGCUUGAGGAAAGUGGCCAAGAUCGUCGCUUUUCUUCAACUACUUUUUGCAGGUUGUUUGACCUCUGUUCGCAACUGCCCCCAGCCUGUGCCGCCUCCAAAUGGUCACGUGGUGUACCACAACGAGAGGUCCAGCUACGUCAUGUUCAGAUGCGACCCCGAGUACGAGCUGCAAGGUUCGCGGUCUGCGCUCUGCAUGUUCGGGAGGUGGAGUCCCCCGCCGCCCAAGUGCGUUUCGCGGGAAAACGUCCGGCGUGGCACCGAAGGGACGACUGCCACGGAGGAGAUUCGAGCCCCGGAGGUACCGAGGACAACGCCCUGUCCUUACAGCGAGAAGAAGAGCUUGACGUUGGACGUACGUCGUCGCUCCGCCGAAGACAGGCACAACCAAUUUGACAGCAUCUUUGGUUGUCGGCUUCCGCCCGCCCCACGUAAUGGUUUUGCGGUUGUGUGGAGAAAUAAGAAUCGACUCGCGUUUUACUGUCAACCCGGCUUCAGGCCCACGUCUACCAAACACAUGACCUGCUACGGAAGGGUAUGGAACGGGUCGCCGCCUAGAUGUCUCAAAGGCACAGACUCUCCUCAAGAUGACGUUUCACUGGAGACGCCACUGCACCCUAACCCCUGCGGAAAGGACUACGGCGGUUGCGCACAGAUGUGCAUUUACGGUCUCCAACGCCAUGCUUGCACAUGCCAGAGCGGUUAUUUUCUCAACGGAACAGAAUGUAUUGACAGAGACGAGUGUGCUGAAGGAAAACACAAUUGCGAAAAGGGUUGCGUCAAUACUCCUGGAAGUUACCGCUGCCAGUGCCCGGAUGGUUACAAGCUGGCCAGGGACAACAAGUCGUGCUUAGAUAUUGACGAAUGUCAGGCCAAGAACGGUGGGUGCCAGGAAGCAUGCGUCAAUCACGUUGGUUCCUUCAGCUGUCGCUGCACGUCACCCGGUUUUUCACUGGCUGCGGACGGAAAGACAUGCGUCUAUACCGGGGCGAGACAUCAACCCCGGAACCCCUGUACUGUAAACAACGGAGGUUGUCACUACACGUGCUUAUGGGAUGGGCACACAGCUACGUGCUCCUGUCCCGCGGGAUACCGUUUUGACCGGAACGUAUACAGAUGCGUGGAUGUCGACGAAUGUCUGACGAACAACGGUGGAUGCCAGGAGAGAUGCCUCAAUAUACAUGGUUCGUUCAGAUGUUACUGCAUGUCAACCCAAUCCUUCUUGGCUGCCGACGGAAAGAACUGCCUGUAUACUUUGGAAAAACGACAACCCCACAAUCCUUGUGAUGAAAGGAAUGGAGGCUGUCAGCACAACUGCUCGUGGAACGGUAUCAAAGUCACGUGCUCCUGUCCCGUAGGAUACCGGCGUAAUCAGUAUAACACAUGCACAGAUAUCAACGAAUGUGACACCAGUAAUGGUGGAUGCCAGGAGCGCUGCGUCAAUCUGAUUGGUUCAUUCAGAUGUAAGUGCACGACAGCGGGCUCUUCAUUGGCUCCCGACGGGAAGAAAUGUGUAUAUGCGAAGGUGACACAGAGACCCUCAAAUCCCUGCAACGUUAACAACGGAGGCUGUUCCCACAACUGCACAUGGAAUGGUCGCAAAGUUAUAUGUUCUUGUCCUUCAGGAUUCUAUUCCUACAAAAAAAUAUGCUUAGACAUCGAUGAGUGCAAACAUAAAAAGGGAGGCUGUCAGCAUCAGUGCUUCAACACGCCAGGAUCGCACGUGUGCAUAUGCUCCGAAGGAUAUGAGGUAGAUCCCGCAGACAAAAAGAAGUGCAGAGACGUCAGAGGAUGUUCGUACAACAAUGGAAAGGGUCCGUGUCAGGAACAGUGUACUCCUCUGCCUGGCAAAAAACAAAAGUGUUCUUGUUCAAGCCCCGGACUCAAGCUCGCCGAAAACGGGGCGUCGUGUGUCGAUAUUGACGAAUGCAGUGAUGGCAACUUCGGAUGUUCCCAUGUUUGUGAAAACGUUCAUGGUUCUGCGUACUGCUUAUGCCCGUCAGGACUGAAUUUAGCCGAUGAUAACAAGACUUGUAUUGCUUUAAAUGGGUGCUCGGGCAACGACGGCAAAGGUCCAUGUCAGGAGCGUUGCACUCCUUCACCUAACAAUGGCUACAGCUGCUCUUGCAUAAGUCCCGGGACAGAGCUCUCGACUGACGGGGUUUCGUGCGACAAGUUGUCUGUUGUACCCGAGGACACGUAUGAGUAUAUCUGGCCGUCAAACUCAACUGGCUUUUCGAACAGCAGCGAUGGGAUUGAUGAUAUCGAGGGUUCUGGGAUGGAGGAGGAGACACCGUCCGGAAAGAAAGACGCGGAUCGCGUCACGCCGGAAUGUCCGAUAGGAUUUGCUCCAGUCAACGGCACAUGCGAAGAUAUCAACGAAUGCUCCUCCGGGACCAGCAACUUGUGUGCCCACAUCUGCAACAACACCAUUGGAAGUUUUCGCUGUAGCUGCAGGGAAGGAUACACGUUGAGCGAGACUGGGACCGGCUGUGAAGACAUCGACGAGUGCUCCUCGCAUUCGACUCAUCCCUGCUCGAACAUCUGCGAAAAUACCCAAGGUAGCUACUACUGCGCAUGCUUCCAAGGAUACAAACUGGACGGAACUAAAAGAAAUUGCGUAGAUAUUGACGAGUGCUCGACGGGCCGGCAUGGCUGCUGGGAUGUAUGCGAAAACUUUGCCGGAAGUUACAGGUGCAAGUGCCAUCCAGGACGGAUUUCGCUUGGUGGAGGGCGUUGUCAAGGUAUCAUCCAUUUCAUGCGCAAUUAA
Messenger RNA from Ixodes scapularis (black-legged tick), 3138 nucleotides. RefSeq names its product fibrillin-3. NCBI's taxonomy places the organism in Eukaryota, Metazoa, Arthropoda, Arachnida, Ixodida, Ixodidae. The transcript has 19 exons. Gene Ontology annotation, molecular function: calcium ion binding. The record is from RefSeq and is a predicted model, not a curated record. Bases 355 to 3138 code for a protein of 927 amino acids.